CUUGAAAUAAUAGUUGAGCUCUUUUCCCGCGCGGGCCGCCUGAACUUGUUUUUUUUCCGUCAUUUUCCGAGUCCGAUACAAGAAUUUUGCAAAAAAACAGGUUUUACUACUUGUUUUAUGUUUAUACAGAGUCUUAAGAAAUUCAUAUUUUAGGACAUCCUGAGACAUGCAGCAGCAACAGCAGAACGCCACAGCAGGUCACGUGGAGGAGAGUGAAGAAGACUUUGGGCCCCUCAUGAUCACCCGUCUAGAGUCUCAAGGCAUCAGUGCUAACGAUGUCAAGAAGCUUGAGGAGGCAGGUCUGCACACCGUGGAGUCGGUAGCUUACUCUACCAAGAAAGAGCUGUGCAACAUCAAGGGAAUCAGUGAGGCCAAGGCUGACAAAAUCCUGAAUGAGGCCAUGAAGUUGGUGCCCAUGGGUUUUACGACUGCCACCCAGUUCCACCAACAGAGGGCAGAAAUCAUUCAGAUUACCACUGGCUCUAAGGAACUGGACAAACUUCUUCAAGGCGGUAUUGAGACAGGGUCCAUCACGGAGAUGUUUGGAGAGUUCCGCACGGGGAAAACACAGCUAUGUCACACACUAGCAGUCACAUGCCAGUUACCAAUCGACAAUGGUGGAGGGGAGGGCAAGUGUCUCUACAUUGACACAGAGGGUACAUUCAGGCCAGAGAGACUCAUUGCUGUAGCUGAGAGAUACAACCUGUCCAGCAGUGAUGUAUUAGAUAAUGUCGCCUACGCUAGAGCUUACAAUAGUGAUCACCAGGGGCAGCUACUCCUACAAGCGUCUGCCAUGAUGUCUCAGUCAAGAUAUGCUCUUCUCAUAGUGGACAGUGCCACAGCUCUGUACCGCACAGAUUACAGCGGGCGCGGGGAGCUUGCUAGCAGACAGAUGCACCUGGCCAAGUUCCUCAGACACCUCCUAAAAAUAGCCGACCAAUACGGUGUGGCGGUCGUCAUCACAAACCAAGUGGUAGCCCAGGUGGAUGGCUCAGCUAUGUUCUCAGCGGAUCCCAAGAAACCUAUCGGGGGCAACAUCAUGGCCCACGCUUCAACCACCAGGCUGUACCUUCGAAAGGGACGGGGUGAAACUCGAAUCUGCAAGAUUUAUGAUUCGCCUUGCCUGCCGGAGUCCGAGGCCAUGUUUGCUAUCAAUGCAGACGGUGUGGGUGACGCAAAGGAUUAAAAAAAGAUUCAGAUUAUUAUUUAACUUUUCAGCUGACUUUUGAAGAAAUUUCUUUGCCUUUGAUGCAUGUUAAAAUCAGGCACGCAACUUUUCCUCGGAUCCGCUGGUUCCUUUUUUUUUUUACUCCUCAUGAAUGCCAUUACAAAUUGAAAAAUACUGUGCAAAGUCUUGUGUGGUUUGGAGUUUCCUUGUUUUUUCUAAAAUUCCCAGUUGCAUGCCUGUAUAAUGUUCAGCGGUAAGCUCCAUUGAGACUCAUUUUGGAAAGUCCCGUUUUGUUUUUGUAGUAAAAUUUGGUUUCAGCAAAAGCAUUUUGCCCCGACGCUAAACUUCAGCGGCAACACAUUCCAAAUCAUGUAAAAACGCUCUGGCUUAUACUUGUUGAAUCUCCGACUUUACAUUCAGGAAAAGAAGUACUUAACCGUAUACCUGUAGCAAGAGAUUACAUUUUUCUGAGUUUUACAUGAGGCACUGGGAAUUUAGUUGACAGGCCAAAAACAGCAGAGAAAUAUAAACUUUAAAAAGCAUUAUAUUUCAUUCUUCGUAGAUAAUUAGAAAUAAAAAUACCCUUUUUUGGUUCAGUUGCUUUUGUGAUGGCAUUAGAAAAAAUUGUGAUCGUUGACAACGCAUGCAGUCCUAUUUGAUGACAAGCAAUUACAAAACACAAAUUGGACAAAAUGGUCUCACACAAGCAGGUUACUGGUUUAUUGUUAGACACAUACACCUCUGAGAUAUAGUCCAGAGAAUUUCAGGAAACCUCUUUGUGUACAUAGUGUACAGUAUUUCUUCA
Messenger RNA from Patiria miniata (bat star), 1973 nucleotides. RefSeq names its product DNA repair protein RAD51 homolog 1-like (gene rad51). Gene Ontology annotation, molecular function: double-stranded DNA binding; single-stranded DNA binding; DNA strand exchange activity. Gene Ontology annotation, cellular component: condensed nuclear chromosome; nucleus. Gene Ontology annotation, biological process: DNA recombinase assembly; double-strand break repair via homologous recombination; mitotic recombination-dependent replication fork processing. The record is from RefSeq and is a predicted model, not a curated record. The coding region runs from base 167 to 1186 and encodes 339 amino acids. Lineage: Eukaryota; Metazoa; Echinodermata; Asteroidea; Valvatida; Asterinidae. The transcript is spliced from 10 exons.